Molecule: messenger RNA, 1403 nt
Organism: Galendromus occidentalis (western predatory mite)
Lineage: Eukaryota; Metazoa; Arthropoda; Arachnida; Mesostigmata; Phytoseiidae
Product: hydroxylysine kinase
Exons: 6
Coding region: 1-1074 (357 amino acids)
Molecular function (GO): amino acid kinase activity
Source: RefSeq, a predicted model, not a curated record
AUGCCUGAAUCAUCGAAAAACAGCGCGAAACCCCAGUUUCCGGAAUCCACAGUCGGCAAUUUCUUGGAAAAUUUCGGGAUUCGAUCGGGAGAGAUCGAAGUGAUAAAGCAACUGGUCAGCUAUGACGACCAGAACUUCUAUAUAAAGCUCUCGAAUGGUCACGAGCACCUGUUCAAGAUCACCAACAGCAAUGACAGCAAAAACGUCCAGCUGAUCACGGAGGUUACCCUGCUCAUGGCACAAUUGGCGAAAUCGAUACCCUGUUCUGUUCCCAAACAGAUUCUCGGGGGCGGAUACCUAUCCCGAGUUCACGAUGAUCGUGGGGGAACGCGUAGGGAGUUUAUCGCUCGCUUAUUCGACUUCCUCCCAGGCAAGACGCUGGAAAACUCAGCCACGCUCGCGCAAGCGUACCAAUGGGGAGAGCUUCUUGGUCGAAUGCAUGUCGCCUUCCUUGAUAUGGACUUCCCAUCUAUAAAGUCCCGCUCGUUUCUCUGGGACUGGGAACAUGUAACGGAUGCUCGCAAAUUUCUGGACGUUCACACGGACGGCUUGAAUAAACGUUCCAUCGAAGAGGCAUUCGAUGCCUACGACAGAAUAUCAGUUGACUUGAAGAAGAUGAAGAGAGAGCUGCUCCAUGGCGAUUUGAACGAGAGGAACGUUCUGGUGAACUCGUCCGGGGAAGUUUACGCGGUACUGGAUUUCGGUGAUUGUCAAGGCGGCCCAUUCAUCUGGGAUGUGGCUCUGGUAAUCGCGUACGUUUGUCUUGCUCUCGAGGACGUCAAGAGGGACCUCCUCGAGUAUACUGGACAGGCCCUCGCGGGCUACUGUCAGCACAUGCCGCAAAUCAUUCAAGAGCACGGAAGCAUUCGAGCCUUAAGGACAUUGGUUUGCGCUCGGUUCGCGCAAUCCCUGACCCUCGGACUGCACAGUUUCAGAACUUCGGGGGACCCCUAUGUCCUGACGUCCCAGAAAAAUGGCUGGCCAUCAUUACAUAUGUUCCAAGAGGAACCUGAAGAAAGGUUUCGAGAAGUCUGGCAGGGGGCAGUGGCUCCUGACAGCGUAACCUUGAAAUGACGGCCGACGCUCUCGGAGCAGUCGAGAUUGUGCUAUUUCGAUGUCCGAGAUCGUUGAAGUGGAAGUCACGAUGGGAAGGUCCAUGAGUCGCUCUCUCCCGAUAGGUUUACGUAAAUUCUGACUUAUGUAUUUUAAGAGUUUCCCGCGUCUAUACGAUCUGAUUGCAUGAGCCCGCUCUGGUUCUCACAAUUGUGCACAAGUGACGCAAUCGUUCCUGAUGUGCAGGAUAUUUGUCAAAAAAGGGAAGAGUUGUCUUGUGGGAUUAGGUAACGAUCAUGAACUAGUCCGGAUCGCUCCGGAGCAGAAGCACGGUCCUGGAAAUGAAUCAC